Molecule: messenger RNA, 2865 nt
Organism: Caenorhabditis briggsae
Lineage: Eukaryota; Metazoa; Nematoda; Chromadorea; Rhabditida; Rhabditidae
Exons: 10
Coding region: 1-2865 (954 amino acids)
Source: RefSeq, a predicted model, not a curated record
AUGCAACAAGAGUUAGCAGAAGAUUUCGACGAAUUCCAAACUCUUCUCAAAGAAUCGAAAAUUGAUGGUAUCGCCAAAACGCUCAAUGCAAUCGUUGGAGCAUCCCUUGCCUAUGAUGAAGACUUUGUGAUAGCUGGAAAAGCUGUCAAAGCAUUGGCCACCUAUAUCGACAAAUCUGGCAUCUACAAAAAUCACUUUUUGAUGAAAAAGUUACGCCAAGGGCUUGACUCCUCGGCGAAGAUCCUAUUGGCUCGUGAAAUUGGGUUCUCCUUCAAGCCAUCACAAUUUUCUCUGAAUUGUCUGAUUGCUUAUUCAGAAGUGGACACAGAUCAAUUGGUUAUAACGAAAACGUUUGAAAAACUAACCCUUCCACAUCCUAUGGCUUUCGGGAAAAAUGGAUUCGGAAAAUUGGGGACUGGAGAUGACAGUGAUGCAGAAGUGUUAAGAAAAAUUGAUCUAGAAGAUUCGAUUUAUAAAGUUUGUAUUGGAAAUGAGCACACAAUGUUUCUGACCAUUGACGGAGAUUUCUACGGCGCUGGGAAGACCCAGAAUUUCAAAAAUUUGGAUGACUCAAAGAAUGGUGUGAAACCAUGGAAGCUAGAUUACAUUCACGGUUUGGCUGAUGACGCAUCACAAGAUUUUUUCAUAAGAGAUUCCAAGACGGUGUUCUAUGGAUGUCGUCGUAAUUAUUCGGAAAUCGAGAGAUCCGAUGGAGGGAUUACAUUGAAAGAGAAGAAGUUGAAUAAGUUGAAUACGUGGGUGGCAGAUGGAAGGGAUGUGUUACAUGAGGACCCUGCAAAUCCCUCUCUCCCUGUCGUCGUCACCGUCACCAACCACCUUGGAAAUCCUGAAAAAAUAGACAUCUACCCAGAACUCCUAUGUGGCUGCUUUGACUCUGGCCUUCGUUUGGAUAUCGUUUGGAUCGUGAAUGGAGUAUUGAUUCCAAGAGAUAAAAUAAAAAAGAAGGCGUAUUUCGCGACUACGGGAAUCGUUUGGGUCCAUGAUCAGAAUACUCUAUAUCGAGGCCGAAUACAAAUAAUUCGGACUGAAGAUUCUGGAACUCAUUUGAUAGUUUCUUUGCAAGAAGUGCAGCUUAUGUAUUCUGUCCACGGAUUCGCUGUUUCACCGGACGGAGAGUCUGUGAUUAUUUGGCCCCCAUACGUAGACCCCCAACCUCCAAAAGUUCUCCACCCAAAUAAAUUGGGUAAUAAUGUCAUCAAAGAAUUUGAAUGUAUAGAUCCUAAUCCACCACUAAAACUGUCUUGUCAAAUACCUGGUCUCUUCGAAGCUUGUUACGCAGAAUUCAAACACUCAAUAGACAAAUUGUGGCCUGGGAAAAUAUACACCUAUACUGGAUACCCUACAGCUCUUGGAAUGCGCUUGAUUCCCCAUUUGAGAAGACUUCAAGUUUUCCUGAUGGACGAGAGACCGUGGAGCAUGUACGAUAGAAAUGACCAUCGUAUUCUGGGUCCGGAUAUCCUCCCAGUCGUGGUACAAGCUGGAUGGAGUCCAAGUAUAAGGGGAGAGCGAGUAAAGCAAAUAUUGGAAAAAGAGAGACAGAUGCUGAAUUAUAUCAACCAGAAUAUCGCCUGCAUAUGCGAAGAGUUUCGAAAAGGGCGGAGAAAUAAUAAGCGAAUGUAUGAAGUCAAGAAUCGAAUUUACGAAUUGAUAAUGGCUUGUACGGAAUGCAAUCAAGAACCGAAUCGAUUCGUACCUGAAAUCGGUAUCGAAAAAGUUACAGGAUGUAAUUUGGAAGUUAAGGAUAUUGGAAAAGCCUUCUAUUACAAAGCGGAAAAGAAAGAAAUUGAUUCGAAGAACGAGAGAUUCAAAAUUCUAAGAGUUGAAGCUGUUGAUCAUGUUCUAAGGGGUGAAGAAACAUUGGAUUACAUUCCAAGAAUGAUGUUUUCUACUCGUGAGCAUGUCAAAAUGGUCGAUGAGGAUCUUUUGAAGUUUAUUGAUGGGGAUGUGUUGAAUUUGAAUCAAGUUUCAACGAGAGACUACAAUGAGCUGGUUGAUGAGUUUUUUGCAACGGAGGAUGAAAAUGAUAUGGAAUCUAACAAAAAUGAUUCGCUGAUCUUACUUGGCUUCCAUUCUUUUACGAAAUUUCGAACCACAUUAAAAAAAUCAUCGCCUGUAAAUGACUCUUGCAGCCCAACAUGUACCAAUUCCACUCCUACACCAGUCUGCCCUGAAAUGUAUCUUAUCGCUACGAACGACGCUAAACUCUGUUCAGUACCAAGAAUACUAUUUGAAGCUCACUCAGCUGGAUACGAUGGAAUGAGAUUAAGAGGUGCAGAGAGGAAUAAAGAAUAUCCGAAUUUCUUCAAACUGGAUGCAUAUUAUGAAACCAUAGAACACUUGAAAUUGGCAUUGAGAGACUCUAGAAACUUGAAGUUUUUCAGUCAGGAGCAGCUACUCAAUCUUCUUGACGUCUGUCGAUACUGCCUUUUUGAUGUUUUGAUCAAUAAAAUCAUCUGGAAAAUUGUACAAAAAACUGAGGAAAGCUGCCCGGAAGCUCUUCGAAAUAUUUUCUUCUACCAUCCAGACAUCACUAGCGCUGUCGUCGGAAAAGAUCGUCCGGAGAUUAUUCUGGCUUGGAACGGCCUUCAGGAUAUUGCCUCUUUCUCACAGUGCUUGUUUUUACUCGGCCAGGCAUUGCAUCACUUUCAUUUUCAACCUUCGGAUGGUACUCCUCUUCCAAUGUUGGCACCAGAAAAAAUCAAUAAUUGUCCACCGAUAGAAGUGCUGAAACAAGUUUUGAUGGCUGGAGAAACUGAUAAGAUUGUUUUGGAAGAUUUUGAGGAAUCUUAUGCUAUCUGGAGUGGACAACCAACUCAAGACUGUUGCAAGACAGAACUGGAAUAA